AGGCAGGAACAUAUUGAGCAUAGAUUAUACUGGUAGGCCUAUACAUGCCUACUGGUUUAUCAAGCAUCAGCUAUGUGUGUCAGAAUGCCACCAGACCCGGCGCACCAAAUGAUCAUCAUUAUUUUGUGUGUGAAUUGAAAAAUAUGCAUUUAUCGGAUCAGACGACUGGGGGCGAGGAGUAUAUAUCUCUAUGGAGGCGAUGUCAACCAUAAUGUCUCUAACAUGGUGCUUAAUCGUUCAAAAGCUUUGUGGUGCUUGCUGCUUACAACGUGUGUUUCAUUGUCAUGGUUAUUGUGGUAUAAAGCAGGGGUAUGGACAUCCUCUGUUAAUAACACCCACAUGUUCAAAUUCUCCCCAUUGACUGUGAAGAGCGAAGAUAAAUAUAUUACACAUUACAUCGAGGAUAUCAGAAAUUACACCAAUUCGAAUGUUCACUCUGUAGAAAAUGAUGCCUUCAUUUUCGACUACAAGGAAAAGAACAUCAAUGCAACAGUGGCCUUAGAAAUUAGGAAUAAAGUCCAGAAGAUCAUGAAGCCUUGGCGGACCAUCCAGGUAUAUCGUCCGAACGUGAACCCCAUGGACAUGCACUGGGUCACCAAUCUUCAACAGCUCCGAAAGUCCAAUCAGACAGACUGGAUCGAACAUCGGGUCAAAACCUGUGCAGUGGUUGGGAAUUCCGGUAUCCUCUUGGGCAGCAAUUGCGGUCCGACCAUAGACAGUAUGGACAUCAUCAUCAGGAUGAACUUGGCAGAAUUCGGCUUUGGGUUUUCGUCGGAUGUGGGUUCGAGGGUCACCUACAUGACUAUCAACAGGGAACAACUGCGUCUGGUGCUCGCCUGCUUUUUGAACAUGACCAAGGCUGACGUUGAGGAGCUUCGGACGAACACCACGACACCAGUUCUUUCAGCAGAAUGUGACAACUUCAUCAGGAGGUUUAGGAUGAUCCAGGAGGACGUGCUGUGGCUCUUCAAGGGCCGACUUCCGGGUUUACAGGAGGUCUUGUCCCUGCUAAGAAAGAGAUUUGGCCUGAGAUUCAAGUUUGCUUACAGCCCCUUGGAUCCCAUCAACCCCUCAUUAAAAUAAAUAUGAUUAUGGAAACAAAAACAUCCGACUACGGGCCUUGCGAUGUACACCGCUGCUACUCAACUGUGUGACGAGAUAUCAUUAUUUGGAUUUUACCCAUUCUACACAGAUGACUACAACAGAACCGUACUACAUCACUAUUAUGAACCGGAACUAAAAUAUUUUGAGGUUCAUCACAAAAUGCCACAGGAAUAUAAAAUCUUCCUUGACUUAGAUAGGAAGGGGGCACUUCGUCUUAUUCAAAACUGUACUUCGAAUGGGAUGAGUCCAAGAAGACAUGGAUUGUGAUUGAUCCUUCAUAGCUGAGAUGGAAUGUUCCGUUUAAUGCUCAGAAUAGUGAUUAGAAAAAGAAAGUGAUGAAAAAAAAUUAAACUAAAUUCUUUUGACUUUUUUUAUGAUCAUACUAGAAUUGUGUUGUUGAUGUAUCAGGAAUUCCAUCAUGUUUUACUUUUAUUCUACCCCCGGAUUCUACCGUCUACUUGUCUAUCUUCUUCUCUCAUUCGCAGACCCCCUCAUUUCGUAAGUUCAUCUGAUGUUUGUAUUUUCAUUCAAUGAUUAUUCUGAUGUAGUUUUAAGUUUGUAAUCGCAUAAUUUAGGUAACGCUCUAAAUCAGGCAUGCAUUUUGUUUGGGUAAAAAUAUAACAAAUAUUUUUGUAAAUUUUACGUAAUGUUGCGUUGAAAUUUACCCUUAAAACAUGCACUUAGCUCAGUAUGGGGUAAAAAAAAUACCCAGCAAACAUGCAUGUUGCCUUUCUACCCAAUAUUUGGCAAAAUUUUACUCAGUGUUUAUAGAGUGUAGAUGGUCGGGCAUGUGACAUACAGUUAUGCUCAAAAGUUAGGAAACCCCACCACAAAAUGCACUCCUUCAUGCCGAGUGUUGAAUAUAAACAACAACACUACAACGUUUGGCAAGCCCAGAAAAUACAAACUAUAUUGAAUGUGAUAUUUUAUCACCUGACUUCACUAAUUCUCUGAAACAUGGUGGGGUUAACUUUUGAGCACCUCCGUAUUCAUGAUUGAUUCUCAUCCGAAUACACAUUUUGAAAUAUGCCAUUGUUCUUUUGCAAUAAUAUGUCAAGUUGUGUGUAUUGAUUGUGUGCAAUGCUCUUUUUAAUAAUGUCAUCACUGAGCUACUAUAGGAUAUUAUCUCGUGUUAAAGGGGAAGUUCACCCUGAUGAAAAGUUUAUUGUAAAAAUAAAAAAAUAGUCAAUAUAUCGGUGAAGGAUUGAGAAAAGUCCAUCUAAGAUUUAAAAAAAAAAACGUUAUUAGAAUAUUAUUUUUCUUAUUCGUAACGUCAUAAGUAACGUAACGUCAUAAGUAACGUCAUGAACGGGGCAGCAAGCACAAGGGCACCAGGCCCCACCAGGAAGUAGCUGGGAAUUUCCAGGAUGAUACUUGUAGUGACUCAAGAUUUCUAUUUAUAUCUAAGUAGCUGUUUGUAAUGUACGUGUAUAUAAUAUUUGUUAUCUAAAGGAACUGUUGCUGGCCUAGCACCAUGAGCGUCUCUGGACGGUGUGCGCGCUAAAUAAAAUAUCACUAAAAUUAUUAUCAUUAAGCGAGCAUCGUCCUCAUAUAUCGUGUAGUAAAAUAGAUCAAUUAAAUGUAAUUUUCUUAAAAGACUGAAAAUGGUAUUUAUUAUACCAUCAGUUUGUCAACAGUUGAUUUCACAUCCGCUUCUG
This is a messenger RNA of Lytechinus pictus (painted urchin), 2762 nucleotides long. Its product is annotated as CMP-N-acetylneuraminate-poly-alpha-2,8-sialyltransferase-like. Gene Ontology annotation, biological process: N-glycan processing; oligosaccharide metabolic process. The transcript is spliced from 4 exons. Lineage: Eukaryota; Metazoa; Echinodermata; Echinoidea; Temnopleuroida; Toxopneustidae. Bases 223 to 1083 code for a protein of 286 amino acids. Gene Ontology annotation, molecular function: alpha-N-acetylneuraminate alpha-2,8-sialyltransferase activity. The record is from RefSeq and is a predicted model, not a curated record.